Messenger RNA from Varanus komodoensis (Komodo dragon), 1191 nucleotides. Its product is annotated as MARVEL domain-containing protein 3-like. The transcript is spliced from 4 exons. The record is from RefSeq and is a predicted model, not a curated record. Gene Ontology annotation, cellular component: membrane. NCBI's taxonomy places the organism in Eukaryota, Metazoa, Chordata, Lepidosauria, Squamata, Varanidae. The coding region runs from base 120 to 1061 and encodes 313 amino acids.
CCGGAACAAAGAGCGCCGGCGAGGCCCUUCGAGCGCGCGCGUCUUCACUCGACCCGGCGGUGAGUGGCGGGGAGGCGGCGCGGCGGAGAGCGACCCAGGAUAUCUUGUGCAGCCAGAAGAUGUCUCAUUUGGAGAGGCCUCAUCGAGAUAAAGAUUACAGGCACAGAGAGAGCCCCUUGAGAUACAGUGAUGGAAGAAGUGGGAAACCAUACCCACCAGAUGGAAGGUCGUUGCCAGGAGAACUUGAACAUUCAAGACCUUAUGCAGACCCUCACGCAAGCUACCAAGGAGCAACACACCCAUCCCAAUUUCAUUCUCCCAAAGGGACCUUUUCUGAAAAAUGCUCAAACGUGUGCUCAAGAAGAGGUAUCUUGCAGCUAGUUGAAAUCAUAGUCAACAUCAUGGUGCUCAUCUGCAUUGCGGCAACACAGGCCAGCCUAUCUGGCUUCAGCUCUUUCGGCGCUUUUGGCUCUUUCAGCCUCAACUCGAUCUACAGCCCGUUCGAAGGGACCGAGCUCCAGGAAGUGAGAGAUCUGGACAUGCAGUACAACCAGAUGCGAGCACCUGGCGUCUACGGUGGGGUGGCCUUCAGCCUGACCAUGAUGUGCCUCACCCUUCUCUUUCUUGUCGGCGGAGCCAAACCACUCCACCGACUCUCAGCCAAGCUGCUCUUCAUGGAGUGCCUCUUUGACACCCUCGCUUGCCUGGGGUACAUCACAGCCGUGGGGCUGUACCUCCAUUUUGUCAUGCAAGUCAAUGCCACAGAAGUAUGCAAACGGAGAGAGCGGCUGUACGCGAGGCAAGGCUACACCUCAAUGAACUGCAUUGUGCAGGGCGGAGAUGCGGCUGUGGCCCUCUUUGGACUUCUGGCGGCUUGCCUCUACUGCGCAAGCACCGUGGUCUGCGCCCUCACCCUUCGGAGCAAGCGGGAGCUUCGAAGGCAGGAGGCCAAGAUGCAGUAUAGUCUGGCAGGAACCGGCAGCGCGGGAGACCCUCGCAGGGCCCCCGAGAGCCUCGACGGCCGCAACCAGGUGCCCAGAGCCUUUGCCACCCUCGUGUAGCUUGUGCCCGGUGCAGGGGAAAGCCGCCUAAAGAAAUACAGUGGAAAUGGCUUCAUUUUGCACUGUGGAGUGCAACCACACAGUACAAAACCAGGGCUGUCCUUUUAAAAAAUAAACUUCCUUUGAUGGG